Strigops habroptila (Kakapo) is the source of this 4349-nucleotide messenger RNA. RefSeq names its product LY6/PLAUR domain containing 6B (gene LYPD6B). Lineage: Eukaryota; Metazoa; Chordata; Aves; Psittaciformes; Psittacidae. Bases 381 to 890 code for a protein of 169 amino acids. The record is from RefSeq and is a predicted model, not a curated record. The transcript has 8 exons. Gene Ontology annotation, molecular function: acetylcholine receptor regulator activity.
CAGGGGCGUCGCUGCCGGUGUCCCGCACCGGCCGCCGCCGCACGCCGAGCCCGCGCCGCCCCUGGGGUCUGCCGGCACUGAGGGAGCUGGAUUUUGUGAAUUCAGAGGAAAGGAAUGCUUCGGUUAUUCAUGUGUGUGACUCAAAGGACUUCUGGAUGAGGUGCCUGUCUAACAGUUCAGAAGUGCUGGAAAGGAGGCAAGGAUGAGAUGCCAUAAAAUGAAACGCUCGGUUGGGUCUAAACAAAAAGAAGGAAGUACUUUUUUAAAAGAUCCUGGGCUACAAUCAGAAGAAAUCUGGACCAUCCACAGAAAAUAGUCUUGGAGGUGCACUGAAAGUAGAGGCCUAAGAAUUUUGCUUUUCAUGUACAAUAAUACUCAGCAUGUUGUUAUUCUAUCACAUGCUGGCGGGAGCCUUUCUUCCGUUCUUCAUCCUUUCAGGAAAUAGGGUUUCAGCUGAGAACAUCAACUUUUACAAUGUGAGACCUCCACUAGACCCCACUCCAUUUCCAAACAGUUUUAAGUGCUUUACUUGUGAUAAUGCAGUGGACAAUUACAACUGUAACAGAUGGGCUGAAGAUAGAUGGUGUCCUGAAAGUACUCAGUACUGUUUGACAGUUCAUCUCUUCACAGACCAUGGGAAGAGUACAUCAGUCACCAAAAAGUGUGCCACUGGAGAGGAAUGCCAUUUUGUAGGCUGCCACCGUCACAGGGAAAGUGGCCACACAGAAUGCAUUUCUUGCUGUGAAGGCAUGAUUUGCAAUGUAGAAAUACCAACGAACCACACAAAUGCAGUACUUGCUGUAUUGCAUGCCCGAAGAACGUCAGAUGGCAGCAAGCGGACAGUCAAUGUUGCAGUGCUUGUGUCAGUCCUGAUGACCAUGCUGUUGUGAUGCAGCACCCUCCCAUUAGAUCUGCUUGAGAGGGUCUGUCUUUCUGUGGGCUGUAAGAAACUGUAAGAAGAUUGGUUUAGUAUGUGCAAGGAGAAGUCACUGAUACUUCUUAAUUACAGAAAAUGUAAGGGUACAGUGGAAAGGAAAGGGUACGUGAUGAAGUCCUUGAAUAUUUUAGUGAAGAUACUUCGUAUGGCCUGCAGUAUUCAAAACAAAGCUGAACACAACCACCCACUGAUUGGGAUGAACACACGCUAUUAUAAUUCACUAUUUUAUGAUAAAAAUGCAUAUAUGCUUGGCAUAUUUUUUGAACAGAGAAAAGUAUCUGUAGACAAUCACAAGAUAAAAAGGAACUUUCAAUGGAUGAUGUGCCAACAAGUAUCUCAAUGGCAACUCUUUUUAAACUGGUUUUCAUUGUGCAUAAAUAACACAGAGUUUCUUGUCUUCAUCAACAUGUGUAUUUAAGCUUAUCUUUAGUUAUGGUUUUCAUAGAGAACAUGUAUGGUUUUCAUAGAGAACAUAUAUGAGAAAAUUAUUUUUCUGUUUUGAUCAGAGCUGUUGUUUCUACUGGAAAUAAUACAAAAUAAUACUUUUUAUCUUUCCUUCCGGUAAAAUGUCUCACACACAGGUUUUAAACCAGUGUGAAAUUAUGUAGAAUUUCUGUCUAAAAACGAUGAACUGUUUGAGCACCUAAAUCAGAAUUCCUUCCCCGUGCUAAACCUUCUUUGUUUUCCUUUGUAAACCUUGUGAUGCAGACGAGUGGAAAUAAGCUAUUCGUGAAUUUUUGGCCCUUCUAGAGCAGCACAAUGCUUUCCAGGGCCCUGCUAGAUCAAGCUGCUAUAGACCGGCCUGAGCACAGUCUUUAAUAGGUCACACUUGCAGCUUCUGCAUUGGUUACUUCAUUAAUGCAUGUGUUCUUCUCACUGCAAAUGCCCUGAUUGUGGAGACCAGCAGGUACUGAUUUUACAUGACUUCUUGGUAUGGUUUUGUGAUCUAAAAUCCUAACGGUUUCAGCUGCUCCUGUUUGCCCAAUUGUGUUUCUUCCAACUCCCCACCAUUUUCAUAAACUUCCUCUGACAGCCUGAGAUACUGUAGCACAGCCAAGGGUUUGACCUACCUAGGUCGAAGAAUUGCACUUCCCUGUUUUCUUUUUCUAAACUAUUUUAUUCAUUUAUGAAUAUACUGAUUUGAUUACGAAUAAAAUAGAUUGUUCUGAUCUUUUCCUAGUCCCUUUUUUAAAUUUCUCAUUUCUUAAAUGAGAUGGUUCAAACUAUGAUUAACUGCUGAAAUAUUUUUCAGGAAGGACAGAUUAUUAAAACUUACUCUCAAAAAGAGAGUCAAAACUGUUCUCUGAAAAAUUCAACUAACUAUAUAUUGGAAUUUUUUUACAUAAUUGUUGGCUUGAUUGUUUGCUGGUUUAUGUCAUAAAUGUAUUUAGACAUUUAGCAGUUGAAAAAGAGAUUCUGAACCAGUUUUGGUUUUGUUUAAAUUCUAAUUAUGCCUACACAAUAGUUUUAGAAUAUAUGAAUAUGUCUAAAAGCCCGUGAUUUGUUGACAGGCAAUUGUGUAGCUACAAAAACUGGGUGGGAACACUUUUUCCUUGCCAAUGCAAAAUAGUUCUUGCUGUCAAAAUCCAGGUUUUCCAAGCUGUGGGUUCUUACGACUGUUGCUGUGCCAUCCCACAGGUCGAGAUGAUGAGGAUGUUUUGAGGAAAUUUUUACUUUGUUCAGUGAUCAGCCCUAGGUGAUGUGCCUAUAGUAUUCAUCUUGGUGUCAGACCAUAGUGACAAACACAUUCAAUGUUUUUCCUCAUUAAACGUCAUGGUUUUGCUAUAUGAUCUGCAUGGUGCUCGAACUUUUUUUCUUGUGGGAAAAUCAUUCUAGGUUUACUCUCUGCUCAAAGUUGUCUUCACAUUUCACAUCACGGUAUUUUUCCUGGGUUUGCCUCUAAGCACUAGUUGCUCCCAUAAUUCAGUUUCUGGGAAUAAUUAUUGCAAUCUUAACAAGGCCUUAAAGUAUCCUAUAGUCUUCUAGGAGUUUACUGUAAGUAAUUUACAGUAGUGUAAGUGCUGACAAUUGUUUACAAUGCAAAUGCCAUUUCAGAACAUUUGGGAGUGCCAGAGAGACUCUGGAAGCUGCCCAGAGAGAGGGCUCAGGGGCAAAGGAAAUGGGCUGCAGGUUCUUUACAACUGCCAAGAGACCUUUGGAAGGGGAUGUCUCCAAGUGUUUAUUUUUCUUGGUUAAACUGAAUUAUUUUUUUCCCCAUUUGCCACACUGAAAAGCUGAGAAAUUUGCUCAUAAUUUAAAUACUUAAUGCAUUCAGUAAAUAAUUGGAAUUAAAAAAAAAAACAACCUAAGAAUUCCACUGAUGUGACAAAAUAGUAUGCUUGAUUUUAACUGUCAUCUUUUUAAAACUAACAAUGAAGACAGCAACCUGGAUAUAUGAAAGCAUUUGGUGUUGCCAAAAGUUUAUUUGUUAGCAUAACAGAAUUCCAAUAGUGGAGGAUAUUAAGGAUGAGUUCUAGUCAUCUUGGUACAUCAAUACAUUUGUUAUUGCAAAGAUUAGGAAUAUUGUUUCUAGAAAAUAUGAAUAUGCAAAAGCUGUUAAUGCAAUAUUAAUGCUGCACAAAUAGGCACUUGGCUGAAGAAAUAUAGAAUUUAAGAGUAAGUGUUAAUUUUAUCCUUUGCUGUGUUUUAUGUAUGUAAAAACCUGUAUGCUUCUGCUCACAUUUUAUUUUAACCCAGUGUUAAAUGCUAACAUUGUAGAAAAGCAGUAUGUGCUGAUUGUUAGAGAAAAUAACCAGAGCACAUAUUUUUGGCAUGACUAAUGAUUGACUGCAUAGACAAUCUUAACAUUAAUUUAUGGUAGAAUUUUUAUACUUGAUUAAAUAGAUUCAAGUAUCAGCUAUAUUUUCUCUUUGGAUGUCUGUCUGAAGUACUCAUGAAAGAACGUAAAACAGUUUUGAGAAAAUAUAUUUUCAGAUAUUCCAUAAUGUGUGUAUUUCAUACAUCUCAAUUUUGGUUCACAGAUGUCAUAACUUAAAUCUAAAUGACUUGUUAAUGCCUAAGUUAGCCCCACAACUUUGGAAAGGACAUUUCUGUAAAUGCACAUCCAUAACUUAAUAUGUAGAAAUGUAUUUGCUCAUAUUUCUGUGUACAUCCAGCUUCCAACAGUAACGUGUUAAAUACUUCAUUGUUGCUCAGUAAUGGCACAGGAUGUUUAACUCCAGAGACAGCAGGCACUGGGUAAAAUCAGUGCGUGCCAAACUCGUGCUUUCAUGAGCAAAGUGGUCCCCUUGUGUUACCCUUAGAACCCAAAAAGAAUUUAUAGGUAAUGGCAAGUAAAUCAAUUUGUGUAGUUGAGGAAAGUGUCAUUUUAUGAUAUAUGUGUAAUGAUUUUUUUGUUUUACCUUGCACUGGACAGUCUGUAGAUGAUUUAUUUUUAAAAGCUUAAAUAAUU